AUGAAUAAAUCGGCAGAAAAAAAUAGUAACCGCAGGAUGAACCAGCCAGCUGACAUAAAAUACCAAUUUACGAAAACGAAAAUUUGUAAACACUUCCUAGAAAACAGAUGUAUGAAUAAAGACAACUGCAACUAUGCUCAUGUGCUGGAAGAAUUAAGACCUCUACCCAACUUAGAAAAUACGAAAUUGUGCAAAAGCGUUAAGAAAAAAAUUCCUUGCUGUAACCCUAACUGUAAAUAUGCCCACAAAAUUGAGAAGUUGCAACCAAGUACUGAUCUGGCUACCUACAAAACUACUCUUUGUUAUUUUUGGAGAAAGAAAAAAUGUAUGAAUCAGGAUAAGUGCAGAUUUGCUCAUGGUAUUGAAGAAAUUAGACCUUUACGGAUAUCAAAUGAAGGAAAAACAGAAACGGAAUUUCCUGCCCUUUCUGAUGUUCAUUCAAGUUUAGGAAUACAACACCACCACCAGGGCAAUCCAACGGCCAGACGAACAAAUGGGGAGAUCAUUUCUCCUGGCAAAAAAUGGGGCAGAAAGUGGGGUCGUAACGGGGGCAAAAUGUGGAGAAAAGAUGCAAGUAGAAGUGGGAACAUGCGUCAAAGCAAAACGUGGAACGAAGAUAUCGGCAAUAUGUGGGAAGCCCGUAGAGAUAUACUGAGGGGAAACCAUGGAAUCAACCUAUUGGAAGAGUCGAGUGACAGUAUAUGGAGCAACGAGCGAGCCCUUAAUGGAACCACUGACCGCACAAAUAUGCCAGAUGACGAACGAACCAACCAAAGAUACGACUUCCUAUUCGAAGAAGAAAGUGUUCCAGAUAUCCUGUCCAACAUACACCUAUUCGAGAACAUCCCAGUGAUGGAAAAUGGUUUAUUCAAACUGAAUGAUAAUUUUCUAAAUAUAUGUAAUGGAGUCAACUUGGACAUCGACGCGCUUUACACACCCCCAGGAAAAAAUUAUUCUAGCGACUACGCGAAGAAAGAAUCGGAAGAGAACAACAUUGGGGAAAAUUCCAUUUUAGAUAUGAAUUUUUUGAACUUGGAUUAUCUUAACGAUGAGGAUGAAGUUUCAGAACAUGAAUUAUUCAGGGGGAAUGGUCUUGACAUUAAUCUGCAGAACCAUCAGACCCUAAAUAUGACAGUAAAUCACGACUCCUAUAUGAAUGGAAGUUAUGACGCAAAAAUGUGGAGUGAGGAGGAGAUGGUUAACAGAAACUAUGGAAUAAGUGAAGGGAGACAUCCCGAAAUAACGCAAAGUAGCAAUAAUAAUGUGUUUUCAGAUACAAGUCGAAAUGCAUGCGAAAAUAUACGUGUCAAAGAUUCGAGUGGGAAUAACCAACAAAAGAAGGAUAGAAAUGACGGAACAAUUUCCAACGAAUCUAAUAUCUUCAAUUCGGAAUCGAUCGAAGACUUGUUUUCAUUUGGUGCUACUUCCUCCGAGCAACUGUUCAGCGACUCUGAAUUUUUUGCUAAAUGGUGUAAAAGUAUGGAAGAUACAGAUUCGAAAAAUUUUAAUAACUUAUGUUUAUUCUAG
Molecule: messenger RNA, 1527 nt
Organism: Plasmodium knowlesi strain H
Lineage: Eukaryota; Apicomplexa; Aconoidasida; Haemosporida; Plasmodiidae
Product: zinc finger (CCCH type) protein, putative
Exons: 1
Coding region: 1-1527 (508 amino acids)
Molecular function (GO): metal ion binding; mRNA binding
Source: RefSeq, a predicted model, not a curated record